Molecule: messenger RNA, 1044 nt
Organism: Closterium sp. Yama58-4
Lineage: Eukaryota; Viridiplantae; Streptophyta; Zygnematophyceae; Desmidiales; Closteriaceae
Source: the annotation of a GenBank genome assembly
AUGGCCUCUAUUCGCGUUCUUUCCUUCGAUGCUGAGGGCCGUCCCGUGCAGUUCACUUCCUGGCUCGACGACCUGCAGUUGUAUCUUAUGAGCAAUAGCACGGACCACAUCUCCCUCUAUGACUACGCGUCUGGUGCUGCCGCUGCUCCUGCUGCCACAGCCGAGCUUAGUGUUCGUUCCCACUGGCAGACUCGUGACGCAGCUGCUCGCCUAGCCAUUCGCAGUCACCUCCCGCUAGCUGAGCUCGAGCAUUUUGGCGACUGCAAAUCCGCUAAGGCCCUGUAUGAUGCUGUCGUCGCUCGCUACUCCUCGCCUGCCACAGCCGAGCUUAGCCGCCUCAUGCUGCCGUACCUGUUCCCCGAUCUGUCCACCUUUACUACAGUCGCCGAUCUUAUCACCCACCUUCGCACUAGUGAUGCUCGCCUGCGUGCCGCCCUUCCCACCGAGUUCUGCGCUAAGAACCCCCCCCCACUGUACUGGACACUCCACUUCAUAGUCACCCGUCUCCCUGACACCCUCCGCUCAGUUCGAGACCACUUCCUUGCUCGCUGUCCCACUGAGCUCACAGUCGCCCUCCUAGAGGAGCAGCUGCUCGCGGCCGAAAAGAGCAUUGUAGCUGUCGGUGCUGCUCGUGGCGCUCCUCGCACCCCCAUCUUUGAGGGGUGUUCUCCCUCUCCCCUCGCUCCCUCCUACGCUGCUGCUGCUGCUGUUGACUUCCUUGGUGCUGAGUCUGUUGGCGCUGCUUCUGCUCCUGGUGGGAGGCGCCGCACCGGCAAGGGCAAGGGGGGCAAAAGUGGUGGUGGUGGCGCUGGGGGGGGAGGAGGUGGGGGAGGUGGGGGGGGAGGCGGUGCUGGAGGGAGCGGUGGCGGGAGCGCUGGUGGGAGUGGGGUCGGUGGUGGAGGCGGGGGCGGCGGAGGAAGCAGUGGCAGUAGUGGCGGCGGCGGCGGUGGCGGCGGUGGCGGUGGUGGCGGUGGUGGCGGUGGUGGCGGUGGCGGUCGGAGCGGUGGUAGUGGUGGCGGCGGAGCUCAUGAGGGCUGGUGUUGA